Molecule: messenger RNA, 930 nt
Organism: Mucor velutinosus
Lineage: Eukaryota; Fungi; Mucoromycota; Mucoromycetes; Mucorales; Mucoraceae
Exons: 5
Coding region: 1-930 (309 amino acids)
Biological process (GO): regulation of transcription by RNA polymerase II
Cellular component (GO): nucleus
Molecular function (GO): DNA-binding transcription factor activity, RNA polymerase II-specific; protein dimerization activity; RNA polymerase II cis-regulatory region sequence-specific DNA binding
Source: RefSeq, a predicted model, not a curated record
AUGAACAAGCUCCACUGGUCUUCCGAAUAUCUUCAUGAGUGCCCCGUAUCUCAUCAGCAACAAUACAUGUCUAAAGUAGACCUUGAGCAACAAGCUAGUUUGAUGUAUCCUGUGUCACCAUUUUAUGCUACAUCUCCCUCUGCUUCACCUAAUAGCGUCAUGUAUGGUAAUGAGCCUUUCAUCACCAGCCCAUCUUACAUGGCACAACAUGGUCCCGGAAGCCCAGAUUCCUUAAUGUCUGGAUUUUCUGUAACCCAACCUGUUUAUCACCAUCCUCAAGUACCACCUCAACUAGUACAAUCUUCUUCUAGUUCAACUAUUCAUUCCACUAGCAGCGCCAGUUCCGCCGCCGCUACAGCCUACUUGAAUGAAACGAUUGCAAAGGCUUCAGCAUUGCCUGAGUCCUUUUAUCCUGAAUUCCUUCAAUACUCCAAGGAAUCAUUUGAACAAUCUGCCUCCAACAGUAACAACAGUAACAGCAAGAAGCGCAGUAGAUCAGAUGAAGAUAAAGGCCAACAACAACAGCAAUUCUCCUCUUCCUCCUCCUCUUCUUCCUCCGAGGAAGAUGAUGAUGAAGAAAGACGUCCUGCCCGCAAGCAAAAAGUUGAACAACAACAAGACUCCACAUCUACCGUUACUGAAUUGAGACGCCAAAUCCACAUCCAAUCCGAGCAAAAACGUAGAGCUCAAAUCAAGGAUGGUUUUGAGGAUUUGCGCACAGAAUUACCUGCUUGUUUGAACAAGAAGAUGAGCAAAGUUACAUUGUUGCACAGAACUGUCCAACACAUCCAACACUUGAAAUCUACCCAAAUGACUAUAUUGGCUGAACUCGAGCGUCUUGUUCAAGAGAAUGAGCAGCUCAGAAGCUUCCAACAAGGUGUAUUACAAAAGCAAGCCCUUGAAAACAUGUAUUCUAUUGGAAACAUGUAA